GCCCUGUCUUGAGGGGAAGGGAGCCCCGCCAGUGAGGCUCCGCUGCUGAGGAAGCCCUGCAAGCGCUCUGACUGCUCUUGGCCUCAGAAGGACUGCCUUGGAUACUGACGCUAUUCCCCUUGCUCUGCUUUCAGAGAACGGUAGAGGAAGAGUUGGAGAUGCUUCUGGAGCAGCAGGGCACCGUCGAGGGCAAGAUGGCUUCCCUCCAGCGCAUGGGCCCCAACCUGCAGCUGAUCGAGGGAGAUGCCAAGCAGUUGGCUGGGAUGAUCACCUUCACCUGCAACCUGGCUGAGAACGUCAGCAGCAAGGUCCGGCAACUUGAUCUUGCCAAGGUAACCAUGAGAAGCAGGAAUAGGAUUGUUUUCAAAUCCCGCUCUAGAAGCGUUCGGGUCGCCCCAAGAAGCGGAGGCGAAAGACCAGCCAAAGGCUCCAGUGUCAAACAUCUGGAUGAGAUCCGGACCCACAAGAAGGAGGAGGACAGCCCUGGCCCCUUGGCGACCCUCUUCGGCUCGAGUCCGGGAAGCGAGGCGGGGGCACUCCUCCUCUUCGGCCACGUAGGCACUUCCGGCGGGCGCUCCGUCUUCCUCCAAAAUGGCGACGAGGCGAAACGGGCCAAGCGGAGGGGAGGCAAGUCCGGAGGCGUCGCGGAGGCCCUGUCGUCCUUCCUGGGCUUCUCGGAGCAGGGCCUGGAGCUGAGCGGGAAGGUCUGUGUCAGCAGAGAAGGCACCGCGGCGGAUUAUGGCCUCUUGGCGCAAGAAGACCUGGAGGCCGGGGGUCUCUUCGGCGUCCCAAGGACAGCCCUCCUCUCGCAGCACACCAGCCCCUUGGCCCUGCUCUUGGAGAAAGGCAGGCAGAGCCAGGGCUCAGGCCUCCUGGAGAGCCAGUCUGGCUGGGUUCCUCUGCUUUCUCUGCUGCAUGAAUCCCGCAGCAAUUCGCACUGGGCACCUUACCUAUCCCUCUGGCAUUUCACCAAUCUGGAUCACCCAUGUUUUGUAAGGAAAUGCCGCUUUGGCUCUGUCCCGCUUAUCCAGUUCCAGGGAGAAGGGAGCAGCGAGAGCGGAAGAGGACUGCUGCAAGGGACUGGGGUUCCUGAGGCUGGACAGAGACCUGGCCAGCAUCCAGAAGGAGCAUUCUCUAUCGUCCUGCCCUUCAUGAAGGUGCACCCAGAUCUCUACCCCAAGGCGCAAAGCCUGGAGCUCUACAAGAGGCUGGUGGCGUUUCUUGUUUCAACUAGUUUCCAGGAACCCUUGGAUGAGGAAGAAGAAGAUGAGGAAGAGCACCCUCCAGUGAUGGUGCCCCUGGCAGAUCUCUUGAAUCAUGUGGCAAUAAACGCCAACUUGGAAUAUUCCCGGUGAUGCUUGAAAAUGGUUGCCACACGGCCGAUCCGUAAAGGCCAAGUCUUCAACACGUACGGACAGAUGGCCAACUGGCAGCUCCUUCACAUGUAUGUUGCUUAACCAUAUCCUGGCAAACAGAACGAUGCGGCUGACAUCCAGAUGUUGACUCUGCUCAAGGCUGCGCUGCAAGCCAAGAGAUCCGAAGCAGAGAGGCAGCUGGUCUUGGAGCAGUGGGGCUGCCUUUGCCGCAGGAUGGUGGGCGAGGAAGGGGCCUUUGUCAUUGGCUGGGAGAGGGUCUUCACUGAGGAAGAGCUGUCUGUGGCACUGAAGCAUGUCUGCGGAGAAUUCAGGGGUUUAAAGAACAAGACCUGGGAACAGGGGAGCGUAGCCCCGCACGCCUGGCGCUCUCGAAGGCCACGAUUCCUGAGCUCAAAGCCUCUGGAAGCAGCUUCUCUUCAAUGCCGCUCUGCUGACCCUGCAGUCUACAGCUUGGACUUGAAAGAGGAGGAAGAGACACUCCAGAACCUGCAGGCGUAUUUGAAGCUAAGUCGCGGGAGCAGCAUGCCCUUCAAGUGCGCUACCGGCCAGAAGAGAUCUUGCAUCAGUUGCUUCAGCUGUGCGGGGGAGCAGUUAAUAGAUCCAGACCCUCCCCACCCCAAAAUUUACAAGUGUCACGAAAGAAAAUCUACAGGCCUGGUCUUGUGUCUCUUGCUAAAACAACUGCCCCCUCCCAAGGGCUCCUGGGGUUCCUCUGCCGAGGGGUCAGUCCUCCGAGCCGCUGACCCCCAGCCAUUCGCUCUCUCGCUCUCUGGCCGCAUUUGA
Sceloporus undulatus (fence lizard) is the source of this 2159-nucleotide messenger RNA. It is a transcript of the gene SETD6, whose product is annotated as SET domain containing 6, protein lysine methyltransferase. Gene Ontology annotation, biological process: peptidyl-lysine monomethylation. NCBI's taxonomy places the organism in Eukaryota, Metazoa, Chordata, Lepidosauria, Squamata, Phrynosomatidae. Gene Ontology annotation, molecular function: protein-lysine N-methyltransferase activity; protein binding. The record is from RefSeq and is a predicted model, not a curated record. Gene Ontology annotation, cellular component: nucleus.